Messenger RNA from Capronia epimyces CBS 606.96, 582 nucleotides. RefSeq lists its product as uncharacterized. Gene Ontology annotation, molecular function: molybdopterin synthase activity. The record is from RefSeq and is a predicted model, not a curated record. Gene Ontology annotation, cellular component: cytosol. The coding region runs from base 1 to 582 and encodes 193 amino acids. Lineage: Eukaryota; Fungi; Ascomycota; Eurotiomycetes; Chaetothyriales; Herpotrichiellaceae. The transcript has a single exon. Gene Ontology annotation, biological process: Mo-molybdopterin cofactor biosynthetic process.
AUGCCCACAGGAAUCUCAUCUCCUAUUGCCAAUGGGACCGAUCCUCUCUCAAAGCCACAGACAUCGAGCUCUUCGAUCCUCGACCCGGCCAACUUUCCACAAAUUCUCUCGUCAGAGACAAUCCACAUCUCGUUAGUCUACGAUCCUCUGGACAUUCCGACCUACCUCCGCUUCACUCGCUCGCCUACUGCAGGUGCCAACGUGCUCUUUUUGGGCACUACUCGCAAUAACUUCGACUCCCGGCCGGUAUCACGGCUGUCAUACUCAGCUUACCCGUCCCUUGCCCUUAAAUCUCUGUACGCCAUUGCCGAAGACGUACAAAAAAAACACGGACUUGAAAAAAUAGUGAUAGUCCACCGUCUGGGGGAAGUCAAGGUCGAGGAGGAGAGUAUCGCUGUUGUGGUGAGCAGCGGGCAUCGUGAGAGUGGCUGGAAGGGUGCGGAAGAGAUCUUGGAGAGGGUCAAAGCAAGGGCUGAAAUCUGGAAGAGAGAGUGGUUUGCUGACACUGGCGAAGUGCAAGAAGGUGUUUGGCGGGCGAACAAGGACAGAGACGCGAAAGGCAACAUCAUACAAACGAAGUAA